Molecule: messenger RNA, 937 nt
Organism: Sesamum indicum (sesame)
Lineage: Eukaryota; Viridiplantae; Streptophyta; Magnoliopsida; Lamiales; Pedaliaceae
Product: glutathione S-transferase T1
Source: RefSeq, a predicted model, not a curated record
CUGUGUGUAGUGUGUGUGAAAAGAAAUUGUAUGUCGAUCGGCUGUCCCAACCUUCACGUGCUGUUCUUAUCUUCUGCAAGGCAAAUGGGAUAGAAUUCGAGGAAGUGAAUAUUCAGCUGGGGAAGAUGCAACACCGAUCCCCUGAAUUUGCAGAAAUAAACCCCAUGAGAAAAGUUCCAGCAAUUAUGCAUGCUGAUUUCAAGCUUUUUGAGAGUCAUGCCAUUCUUGUUUAUCUGGCUUCUGCAUUUCCUGGAGUCGCCGAUCACUGGUAUCCGGCUGAUGUACACAAAAGAGCAAAGAUCCAUUCAGUGCUGGACUGGCAUCACUCUAAUCUUCGGCGCGGUUCAGUUGAAUAUCUCUUCAACACCCUUGUCGCACCGGAGUUUGGUCUGCCGUUGGACCAAAAAGCCGCAGACGUAGGUGAGAAACUUCUGUCGGCAUCUCUUGCAAUGAUUGAAUCGUAUUGGCUUGAGGGAGAUGGGCCAUUUUUGCUGGGGAAUUCUCAACCUUCCAUUGCAGAUCUUGCUUUAGUUUGUGAAAUCAUGCAACUUGAGGUUGCAGAUGAGAAGGACCGUGAUCGUAUUUUAGUCGGACACACGAGAAUUUUGAAGUGGAUUGAAGACACAAAGAAUGUAACGGCACCUUAUUUUGAUGAAAUUCAUUCCGUCAUGCCGCUUAUCAAAGAGAACCUCGCAGAACUUAAGGCCAAGCAAGCAAACAAUGAGGGCAAGUAGCUCACAUAGAUGGGGAAAUUGUCGAAGCGUGCAUGCUCUGGAUUUACUUGCUUACUACAAAUUUGUUGUAGUUUGUGUUUGUUCAUCUUUGGUUUGCUAAAAGAUGUAUUUUCAGUGUGCUUUUUUUUAUUUAUUUUUAAUAUUAAUCACACUUAGACCUCUUUUAAAAAUGUUGAAAUACAGUUUUCUAAAAAACAAUUCAA